ACAAAUAUAAACCGCAUUAGAGGAUGCAGAAGCGUCCGAAAGCGGAAGUGAAGCGCGUGACGAUGUCGGGCACUGGGCAGGGACAGGGACAGGGACCGGCCAAACCGCCUCGUCUGAAGGCCGCGAAAAAGCAUUUGCAAUUCGAGAGUCCACUGCCACGUCGAACACGCGCCAGGCAGCAGCAACAGCAGCACCACCACCACCAGAAGAGGCAGCAGCAGGGGCAUCCAGACAAAGUCAUUGCUAUGCCGAGCAACAGCCAGGAUGCGGACACGGAUGCGGCAGCGGAAGUUGGAGUGGACGUGCCAGAAACAGAGCCAGUGCCAGUGGUCGAACCAGGAUUCAGGCAGGAUUCAGUGUCACAGUCGUCGGCCAUAAAAAGACGUCUCGCCGAGGGCUGCAGCACUCUUAUGUAUGCGUGUCAGCGCGGCGACAUUGUCCAAGUGCUCGCCCAAAUCCGCGCCAAGCCCCAACUGCUGCGGCAACGGGACCGCAGCAAUCGGAACGCGCUGCAUUAUUGUGCCGCGCAGGACCUGGAACAGACAAGAGACCUCGUGGCGGCCGCCAGCAUCGCCAUCGCAGCCCCCGAGCUGCUGGAGUCCGCCGAUGAAGAUGGCUUCACGCCGCUUCACUUGGCUGUUAUUCAGGGCAAUUUGGCCAUGGUCAAUUUGCUGCUAGCGAACAAAGCCGAUGUGAAUGCGGUGGACAAUGAGGGUCACUCGGUGGUGCACUGGGCAACUGUUUGCGGCGAGGUGGAGUCCCUGCGCGCUGUCCUGGCAGCCGGAGCAAACGUCGCCCAGCCGGAUGUGAAUGGCGGGACUCCGUUGCACUAUGCCGCCCAGAUGUGCGGGGCCAGCUACGACAGCAAGCAGCAGCAGUCCAACUCCAGUAAACUGGCCCUAGAGAUACUCGGCAUUCUGCUGGCCCAUCCCCAGAGCAGUGUCGAUGUCCAGGACAAGGACGGCCGGCAGCCGCUGCUGUGGGCUGCUUCGGCGGGAUCGGCCAAGGCGAUGAUUGCAUUGGUGAAGGCGGGUGCCCGUGUGGAGAGUGCCGAUAAAGAUGGACUCACUGCUCUACACUGCGCCGGCUCGCGUGGGCACACCGAGUGUAUCGAUACGUUGAUCAGCCUCUGCGGCGCCCCGACCGACCUCAUCGACUCUAACGGCUGUACGGCGUUGCACUACGCCGUGACCCUGGGCCAUGCCGAUUCCACAGCCCGUCUGCUGGACUUGGAGGCGGAUCCGAAUCGACAGGAUCGCAAGGGACGCACGCCCGGCCACUGUGGCUGCGCCAAGGGACAGUUCGAGACGUUGAAGCUGCUCAAAGAGCGAGGAGCGAACCUCUGGCUCAGGAAUGCGAAGGGAGAUCUGCCGCUCCACGAGGCCGCUGCCUCCGGUCGGAGGGAGCUCGUGGAAUGGCUGCUCGCCCAGAGGUCCAAGCAGGUGAACACCACCAGUAACGAUGGUAGGAGUCUGCUGCACAUUGCGGCUGCCAACGACUACACGGACAUGUGCAAGCUCCUCCUCGACUACGGAGGGGAUGUGAAUGCCGUCUACCGCAACUCCAGGGGCCUGGUUCUGACUCCCUUGGAUGGGGCUUUGCAGCGAGGACACCGCUCGACGGCCAAGUUCCUGCAGGCGAAUGGCGGCCAGCCUUCGAACAAGGUGAAGCUUACCACCAGACGGGGCAAUCCCUUCCACGAAGCCAACGCUGCCGAUCUGGUGCGACCCCUGAAGUAUGUGGAGAAGGAGGAGGUCGAAGAUCUGCGCAGCUCCAAGAAGUAUGUCGUGUAUCUAAAGCGAUCCGAUUCGGAUAAUGGUAAUGGCAAUGGGAACGGCCAAGAGGAGGGGGACUGUAGCUGUGCGGAGGAAACCUACCGCAAGGAGCAGCGCCUGAAGCACGUUUGCCGACGCCACAAGAGGCGGCAGCUCCGCAGACGCACCAGCAGCUGUGGCGAGUCCAAGCACGAGAAGUGCAGCGAUCUGUGCCGCUCCAAGAGCAACAUCGAGAUCAGACGCCGCAAGUCCAGGGAACGGUAUGCCAGCUCCAGCGAUUGGGAGGCCGAGGAGGAGGACGACGAGGACUCUUGCGAGAACUGCUGCUACCACAAGCGGCGGAAGGAGCGGGUGGUGUCGCGAAAACGUUCCACAUCUUCCAGAAGAUCGAAAGAGCAGCAUGAUAGCGAUGCGGAUGAUGGCAGUGAGGAUAACAAGUUCAACACAUCGCCAGUGAAGGGUUCGAGGAAGCAGAUUGAAGUCAAUGGAGAAAAUAUUGCAAGAGAGCAAGGGUCGGGUAGUGCCAAGGAUCGUCCCCAAUCUGCUGUCAAACUCCAAACGCCACCGUCCACAGCCAACAAGGAAAGAACCUUCAUCAAGUCGCCGCCCCAGAGCGCCAGGAGCGAGAAGUCCGUGCAACCAGAGACUCUACAGGUGGUUGAAUCGCAUGCCGUGGAGUUGACAGAUGAGGAGCAAGAGACGGCCAAGUCCGUGGUGACACAAGUCGAUGUCCAUCACGAUGCCGAGCAGCUGACAUCUAAGUCGUCGGAGGAACUACCUGCCGCAGAGGUCGAGCAGGUGCAGAAGCAGGAGCCGGAGGCCAAGCUGCAGCUUAGCGAGGAGGAGACACAGUUGGUCUCCAAGGAGGUUGAGCAGGUCAUCAAAAUAGCGGCCACUGCCUUGAGCAGUGAGUCCAAGAGCUCCACCGAAGAGCAGCCAGCAGAGGUGAAGGAUGAGCACCAGGAACAGAAUGUAGCUCCUAAAGAUGAAGCUGAAAAAGUGGCAAAAGAAUCCCCACCCACUCCCGUGCCAGAGAAAGAGUCAACACCCCCUGUACCUGCCACGCCCACACCGCCACCAGCCAGUGGUGGUGGGGGAGAAACGCCCAAGCCACAGACAACCGCAGAGGCACCACCAGAGCCAGAGCCACCAAAAGCUGAGGAGAUAUCAAAAGCUUCACCAGCAUCUGCUGCCAAAAAUCGAGAGCAGAUGGAGAUGACGGCUUCCACCAUUCCCCCGUCAGAGCCACCCAAGCCGCAGGUUGAGCCGAAAAAACCGCCAACCGCACAGCAACCACGCCCUGCGCCAGCCCCAGCCCCAGCGCCAACCCCAGCCCCAGUCGCGGCGCAGUCUCCAGCCGGCACCCAGUCCCAGGAGCAGCCGCAACGGGAGCAGGAGUCGAGACGUUCGUUCACACUGCUGCCCUCCGACUCGGCGGACGAUGACCCAGUUGGAGCCCCUGAGGGCGCAGUAAACGCUUCCGACGAACCAUUGGCCACUGAACGCAAAUCGAGCUUCCAUGUGCUGAAGAGCGACGAAUCCGUGGGGGACCUGGAGCGUGCAGCGCGCCCCGGACGGAGCGUCGACUACAGCGGCAACAACAAUCAAGUCUUUCAAGUGGUGGCCGACGGCAGCUCAGCGACCAAGCUGCCCAGUGCCUCGGAGCUGGAGAAGAUGGACUACGACUAUGAGGAAUACGAUGAGGAGGAGUACGACGACGACGAUAUCGAUGGCAUUGACCCGGAGCACGACAGUGCUCUGCGUCGCUUCCUGACCAGUGGCAAUCGUCAUGGCGUGGGUGGGGCAGCAGGAGAUGGCGCCACAGCCACCAGUGAUGCUACUGGAGCCACUGGAGUCUACGAUGCGAUGGCCAACGGACGCAAGCGUCGCCUUAAGAAGCGCGUGCGCAGCGGUGCGAAGACGCGCAGCAACUGGAAGAAUGCCCAGGAGACCCGCGACGGUGGUGGCAAUGCUGUCCUGACCAGCAAGGAUCAGGACUCGGGCUUCGAGCCCAGUCCGCGGGCGGAACGAAGCAAAAUUCCCACCCUGCGGUCGGCCCACACGGCCAUGCCGCGGCGCCCCAUCUAUGCCACCCUCGACGGUCGGUCCUGCAGCAGUCGCCUGGAGAAUCGUAAGCCCGGCGACAAGGGCGCCUGCGAUAUGGCCGCCGUCACGCGGUCCAUUCAGCGCAACAUCCGAAGAUAUUACAUGGAGCGCAAGAUCUUCCAGCAUCUGCUGGAGCUCAAGUCGCUGCAGAUACGCUCUAGCAAGCUGAACGAGGCGGUCCUCGUGAAGCGGGCGGUCGACGACUACCACAAAUCGUGUGUGUUGCUCAACGGCGAGACGGGCACCAGGCUGCGGCGCUACAACUUCAGUGAGUACACGUUCAAGAACUUUGAACUCUUCCUGUACGAGACGCUCAAGGGACUCCAGAAGCCGGGCACCAACAACUUUCAGAACAUCAACGACGUCUACGAGGAGGCGGAGCGACGUCUCAGUCCGGACUACAAUGCCUACGAGAAGGCUCUACAGUGCACCACAAAGACGCAUCGGUGCCUCCAUGCAGCACACGCUUACACGGGCAUUCCCUGUGCCGCCUACAUUCCCAUGAUGAAUCACCAUACGAUGCCCAAGUUCGGCUUUGGACAGUACAAGAAGACCGGCAGCGUGAGCAGCUUCUUUCUGCCAAAAAUACUCACCAGUGGGCGUGCCUCCAGCGGCCGGGCCGCCGGCAUGGGCGGCAGUGGCGGUGGCGGUGGCAGUGGCAGCCGCUGCAACCACAAGGUUGCUCUGGAGCUGUCACAUGGCAAGAAUAAGCAACUAAUUUCACUGCCAGCGGAAAAGUUGGACAGCAAUAAACGCUAUUAUGUGACGUUCACAGUUAAGGACUCCUCGGGGCACGGCAGUGCCAUCGAGUCGCACAAACAAUACCAGAAGCAGCACCAGCAGCAGCAUCAGCACCAGCAGCAAUGCGGGAAUACUGCGGGCGAGCCAGGCGGCAAGUAGCCGCCUCGCCAUGCCCGUAUACGUAAUGUGGCAUACAGUGCGUACAGUCCGCCAUUGCCAUUGCCAUCAGCCCUCGUCACUGGCCUCGGCCCCGCGCAUCCACCCUGCGUCCCCUGCUAGCGUUGUUGCUGCAAAUGCAUUAAAACAAUGCCAUUGCAACAUUUUGUGUCGCUGACGCUGAUGCUGCUGCUGCCACUGUUCUUGUGACCACCCGUUGUCCGCUGUACAUCGCCGUUUUUUCGUUUGUUUCCUGUACUGCUGCUGGCG
Messenger RNA from Drosophila persimilis, 5048 nucleotides. RefSeq lists its product as uncharacterized. Gene Ontology annotation, biological process: protein localization to ciliary inversin compartment. NCBI's taxonomy places the organism in Eukaryota, Metazoa, Arthropoda, Insecta, Diptera, Drosophilidae. The transcript is spliced from 7 exons. Gene Ontology annotation, molecular function: protein binding. Gene Ontology annotation, cellular component: ciliary inversin compartment. The coding region runs from base 24 to 4781 and encodes 1585 amino acids. The record is from RefSeq and is a predicted model, not a curated record.